Molecule: messenger RNA, 1677 nt
Organism: Auxenochlorella protothecoides
Lineage: Eukaryota; Viridiplantae; Chlorophyta; Trebouxiophyceae; Chlorellales; Chlorellaceae
Product: Protein kinase and PP2C-like domain-containing protein
Exons: 6
Coding region: 1-1677 (558 amino acids)
Biological process (GO): protein phosphorylation
Molecular function (GO): protein kinase activity; ATP binding
Source: RefSeq, a predicted model, not a curated record
AUGGAGUCCGUCGUCGCCGCCAUGGCCAUUGCCGUCCGGGCUGGGGACAUUGCAGGGGCAGCCCAACUUGCCAGUCAGGCCUCCUUCCCGCUUGCAAUCUCUCCAUCAGAUAUCAGCAUAGUAUCGGCUCUGACCCAUGGAGGCCAGGCUACUGUGUGGAGCGCCGUGUUUCGGGAUCCCUCUGCCUCCCAAGACCAGCCACCCUCCCUUGUGGCCCUCAAGCGUCCCAGCCUCCGCACCACCACCGACCUCGACGCCUUCCGACGCGAGGUCCAGCUGCUGGGCAGCCUCCCCCACCCCAACCUCGUCACCCUUGUGGGGGCUCGCCUGCUGCCUCCCGGCUACUUCAUGCUGACGGCGCUGGAAGCCGGGGGCGACGCUGCCAGGCUGCUGCACAGAGAGGGCUGGCGCCCCUCCCUGGCCCUGCUGUGCCACCUGGGGUCACAAGCAGCGAGCGCUCUGUCGCACCUGCACGCGCACGGCAUCGUCCACAGGGAUGUCAAGCCGGCAAACAUGCUGCUGGACGCCGGCCGUGCCUUCCUCAAGCUGGCUGACCUGGGCAUCGCUCUGUGCUCGGGGUCGAGGCAUCAUGAGGAGGCCCCACGGGCCCCUGGCACCGGCCAGCCCUCCGGCGGCUUCCACAAGCUGCACAUGGUGGGCACCCUGGAGUACCUGGCACCGGAGGUGCUGUUGGGGGCCCGGCACACCCCCGCCAGCGACAUCUACUCGCUGGGCAUCUGCCUGAACGAGCUGGCUACCGCACAGCUUCCCUACAGCGACGCGGAGCGGGACGACCCGCUCAUGCAGACCUGCCUGGAGAUGGGGUACAGCAGGCAGGACCUGCGCGUUGCGAUUGCCAGCGGCGGCCUCAGGCCCAGCGUGGCCCCAGAUGCCCCGCCCGAGCUCACCCGGCUCAUCAGCCAGUGCUGGGUGGCAGGCGCGGGCGAGAGGCCCGGCGCGGCGCAGGUGGCCCAGGAUCUCGCCCGCCUCGCCAUUGAGCUGGCAGGCAAGGAGGAGGAGGCAGGGGCCCCGCGGGGCGGCUCGCCAGGCUUCUGCUCCGAGUGGGGUGCAGGUCGUGAGAGGUCUGCGAGGGGGGGCGGGCCUUGCCCGGGGUCCACCGCGCUGCUGGUCCUGCUUUCCUGCCGCCGCGCGGCGCUGGCCUGGGUGGGGGACGGGCGCGCCGUGCUGUGCAGGGGCGGGCGCGCGCUGGCGCUGACCGCCGAGCAUACGCCGGGACUGGAGGGGGAGCGGGCGCGGAUCGCGAGGGCGGGCGGGCGGCUGACGGGGCGGGAAGGAGGCCUCAGGCUGGGCGCAGCGGGGCUCAGCGUGUCCAGGGCCAUCGGCGACCUGGACCUACGGCAGGACGGCCUGAUCCCCGAUGCCGACAAGCUGGAAGUGGACCUCCGCCCCCAGGAUGACUUCGUGAUCCUUGCCAGCGACGGGUUGUGGGACGUGAUGACGAAUCAGGAGGCGGUCUGCCUGGUGCAGGACACGGUGAAGCACCCCACUAUGUGCGCCCAGCGGCUGGUGGAGGCGGCCCUGGCGCGGGGAUCGGGGGACAACAUCACCUGCAUUGUGGCCAUGCUGGGGCUCGGGGAGGAAAGCAUGCAUGAAGUAGCAUACAGCAGGGGCGCCCACAAGUAUGCUGGCGGCGGCCUCGGCGCCCCGGCCCCAUGA